AUGGGUGACUGGAGUUUCUUGGGGAACAUUUUAGAGCAGGUGAACGAGCAGUCCACUGUCAUCGGGAGAGUUUGGCUCACAGUGCUCUUCAUUUUCCGCAUCCUGAUCCUGGGAACAGCUGCUGAACUAGUCUGGGGAGAUGAACAGUCAGACUUUGUGUGCAACACCCAGCAACCUGGUUGUGAGAACGUCUGCUAUGAUGAGGCCUUCCCCAUCUCCCACAUCCGGCUCUGGGUCCUACAGAUCAUUUUUGUAUCCACGCCUUCACUAGUGUACUUUGGGCAUGCGGUGCACCACGUCCGCAUGGAGGAGAAGAGAAAAGAGAGGGAGGAAGCUGAGAGGCGUCAGCAAGCCGAGGUGGAUGAAGAGAAGCUGCCCCUAGCUCCAAAUCAAAACAAGGGCAACAACCCAGAUGGGACCAAGAAGUUUCGCCUGGAGGGGACUCUCCUGAGAACAUACAUCUUCCACAUCAUUUUCAAAACUCUCUUUGAAGUGGGAUUCAUAGUUGGCCAGUAUUUCCUGUACGGCUUCCGCAUUCUCCCCCUUUACCGCUGUGGGCGGUGGCCCUGUCCCAAUCUAGUGGACUGUUUUGUCUCCAGGCCUACAGAGAAGACUAUCUUUAUUAUGUUCAUGCUCGUGGUGGCUUCUGUGUCCCUCUUCCUCAACCUGGUGGAGAUCAGUCACUUGAUCCUGAAAAGGAUCCGGAGGGCUCUGAGAAGACCAGCAGAAGAGCAAAUGAGGGAGGUGCCAGAGAAGCCCCUGCAUGCUAUUGCAGUGUCCUCCAUCCCGAAGGCCAAAGGCUACAAGCUGCUAGAAGAAGAAAAGCCAGUGUCCCACUAUUUCCCUCUCACGGAAGUAGGGGUUGAGCCCAGUCCCCUUCCAUCGGCCUUCAAUGAGUUUGAGGAGAAGAUCGGAAUGGGGCCAUUGGAAGAUCUCUCCAGGGCAUUCGACGAGAGGUUGCCAUCGUAUGCACAAGCAAAGGAACCGGAAGAGGAGAAGGUAAGAGCAGAGGAGGAAGAGGAACAAGAGGAGCAGCCAGCACCUCAGGAAGAACCAGGGGUGAAGAAAGCAGAGGAGGAGGUGGUGAGCGAUGAAGUGGAAGGGCCUUCAGCACCUGCUGAACUUGCCUCUGAUGUGAGAUCCCUCAGCAGGCUAAGCAAAGCCAGCAGCCGGGCCAGGUCAGACGAUUUGACUGUAUGA
Messenger RNA from Centrocercus urophasianus (Greater sage-grouse), 1200 nucleotides. It is a transcript of the gene GJA8, whose product is annotated as gap junction protein alpha 8. Gene Ontology annotation, cellular component: connexin complex. Lineage: Eukaryota; Metazoa; Chordata; Aves; Galliformes; Phasianidae. The record is from RefSeq and is a predicted model, not a curated record. The transcript has a single exon. The coding region runs from base 1 to 1200 and encodes 399 amino acids. Gene Ontology annotation, biological process: cell communication.